Messenger RNA from Meloidogyne enterolobii, 1027 nucleotides. Lineage: Eukaryota; Metazoa; Nematoda; Chromadorea; Rhabditida; Meloidogynidae. The record is from the annotation of a GenBank genome assembly.
ACAAUUUCUUCGAUGAAAACCAUUUCUUUAAGUAUUCAAUUUCAAAUUUACAAUUUUGACAAAAUUUGUGACACGCUACAAUAUAAAAGAUGCCCUUUGCAUUUGACAAGUCCUCGACAUGGCCAUCAAGGACUUCCCAACGUUGAAUGGGAGUUGGUGGUAUAUAAAGUAUUGAGCUCUAAUGAGGUUGGGAUUUGGCUUCGCCAAAUGGGGCCGAAAAGCUUAGAUGAUCUUGUAAAUACAAAAUAUCACAUUUAUGCAAUUAAAGGUAACGAACAGAUCGAUAUUGCCAGGUUUCUUAUUUUCUUCCUUAAAUCUUCAUUUUAUUUAAGGUCAAAAAAUGAACUUGAGAGCCAAGAAAUAUUGGGAUAUACUAAAAUUCUUUUGAGCAAAAUAAUCGACCAUGGAGCUAAUGUAGGCCUAUUGGAUUUAAACUGUGAUAUUGAGGCUGACUGUUACAAUCCUACUGAAAAUCUGAAAAAUAAAUAUCAAAAAAUGUUAGAAAAUGGAACAUUCUCUGAUUGUGUUAUUAAGGUUGGCGACGAGGUUAUAAAGGCACACCGUUGUGUUUUAGCAGAAAAUAGUCAAGUAUUCCGAACUAUGUUUGAACAAACUGGCAUGGUUGAAUCUCAAAAGGGGGAAGUCACAAUAACCGAUGCUUCUCCAGCCUGUGUUCGUGCAAUGUUGCAGUUUUUCUAUAGUGGCUGCCCUCCAUCUGCAGCAGAUGUUGAUGAAGUUUUUGUUAUUGCACACAAGUAUGAAAUUGAACCAUUAAAAUAUGAAUGCGAAAUUAUUAUAUCUUCCCAAAUUUCUGAAAAGAAUUUUCUUCAAUAUUGUGGGACUAUUUCUUUGUACGGAGCUCCAACUGUGGAAAAGGCUUGUAUAAAUUACAUUCGGAACAACAGGAAAAUUUUUCUGAGUAGCAAUGUGUGGGAAGAAGUGAAAAAUGCUUAUCCAAAAAUGGCCCUUCGAUUUUUGGAACUCGUAAUUGACGAUAUCGACAAGGAAUGAAAUUUUUUGUGAAUUU